This is a messenger RNA of Mobula hypostoma (lesser devil ray), 4137 nucleotides long. RefSeq lists its product as uncharacterized. Lineage: Eukaryota; Metazoa; Chordata; Chondrichthyes; Myliobatiformes; Myliobatidae. The transcript has 8 exons. The record is from RefSeq and is a predicted model, not a curated record. Bases 151 to 1605 code for a protein of 484 amino acids.
UCAGUUUUUCUUUCCUUCAGACUCCGAGGUUUUAAAAACAUUGACUAAAUCCACUCCAGAUUUACUUCGGGUCGUUUCAGAAGUCUGGAUCUACACGACAGGGAAAGAGAUGGAACCUGUGAAAUGAAGUUUUAAACUGGCUGCAGCAAAAUGUGCUCUCUUGUGAUAUUCAGUUUAUUUGUUUCGCUCCUUCAGUCUGGUUUCACCCAAAAAAAUCCAAAACAUUUUUAUAUUUUUGAUAAGAUAGAUAAAAUUGUCUUCACUGGACUGGACAUUCCUGGAAAUGGCCCUGUUGGCUGGGAUUGGAAACCAAGCUACAAGCAAGGCACACAACAACUUGUGACAUUUUAUAAAGAAGGAUCCAGAGGGUGGAACCCACGUUGGGAAAUACACUUCAAACACGAUGGCAUCUUUCAUGCUAUGGACAGUACGGCUGGUACCAUUGAUCUGAUAAUUACUCAGCCCACAUCUAAAUUUGCAGGAUCUAUCAUCUUGGUGCAAAGAGAGCCCAGUUAUGAAAUCUUGAAGCAAUAUGAAAUUUUUGGGAUCAAAGUUGUAGCAAAUCCACGAUCACCUGUGGAGGGCAGUGACGUCACCCUCAGCUGUACCAUCUCCAGACUCCCAGAUACCGUCAGUCUCCACUGGAAACCAGUGGGCUCAUCCCAGCAGAACAGGAGAAACACUGAUCAGAUCCGCCUGAAUAACACCCUCUAUCUGAUGGUCAGACAUGUUACAGUGGAGGAUGAGAAGUUGUAUCAGUGUGAAGUACAGGAAAACGGAAACAUUGUUGGAACAGGGCAAGCAAACUUUACUGUAGACACGGAUCGAUAUGAUAAACGUUACACACUUUAUCGCUCAGUUACGGAUCACAGUGAAUUCCAACUCAUCUGUUACAGUCAUUCUGUUUACAACAGUGCUGCCUGGACUUGGCUGUCACAUGUUCAUCAAAGUCCGUGGAAAACAAUUGCAACAGCAUUGAAAUCUCAGCCCGUGAAUGUCAGUGAGAACCACUUUGUGAAUCGACUGAUGCUCACAGAGACACCUUUUAACGGCUGGAAUUUCAGUAUGAGGGUUUUUCCUGUGGUGUUUGAAGAUGCAGGAGAUUACACCUGUACUCUGGAAACAAGUGUAUUUAGCACUAUCACACUAAUCACAGUUAAAGUCACGGCUGAACCGUCUGAUACAGUGACUGAGGGAGACACCGUUACCCUGAGCUGCUCUGUGUCUGACGUCACUGCAUCAACCAGACUGGUUUGGAUCAACGGAGACGGUGAAACUGUUGGAGACAAAACACUGACUGGGGAAGAGAAAUCACUGAGUCUGAUCGUACAGAAAGCUGAGAGAGGCAGAGGGAAAUGGACGUGUGGUGUUGUUGAUCAGAACACUCUCCAGCUUUCAGUACCAUAUAAUCUGGAAGUCAGAGUGAGAUCACUUCCGGACAGUUGGAUCACCACAAUUGCUGGAUACCUGUUUGUUAAACUGGCUGUUGGUCUUGGACUCGUCUACAGUUUGAUGAGGAAAAACAGACAGAUCACGCCUCAGGGAUGUAACAGAAGAGGACGAGCCAGAGGCCACAGAAGGAGAGCAAUGUCGCAUCAGAGUUAGACUCAUCAGUAAAUGGUGAGAGAAUUCAGAUAAAGUGAGAGGAAGAGCAACAGAUGAUUCACAGGAAGAUGCCACAUUUCAGACCUCGAAAUCUGAUACUGAUCUGCGAUCCUUAAAUGAACAUUGCAGCCACCGGGUGUCUAUUCGGCCCAUCAUGUCCAUUCCCCAGAGAGAUCUGCCGAUUCCAGAAUCCAGAUUGAUACAGUCUGGAAACUUUGGAACUUGAUUUCUGAUUUUACUCUCAAUUUAUUGCAUCUGGCAAGAAAACUUUAUUCCCCAAAGAAAAUAUUGCAAGCAUUGUUCACCUCAGUACUGUUAACUGUGCAUGGCAAGAAUAUUCUUUCCAGGCAACUGUAUAAAUUUCCAAACUCCAGGAGGUAUCUUUGUAAGCAUCUCAAACACAGUCAGAUUGCAGAGCACAGCGUCAUUUUGGACAAUAUGUGUUUCACUUCCUUCACAGUGAGAACGAUAUAAAGAGAUGAAAGUUGCACACAAAUCUCUGGAUAACGUUUCAUCAACUACUGCACAGCUGCAGCAAAGCAUUCUUGCUUGAACAUUUAAUUCCUCUUGUAAUCAAUGCCAACAAUAUACUGUUUGCCAUGCUAAUAGCUCACUGCUCCUGAAUACUUGCUUUCUGCAACUCAUGUACAAAGACACCAAGAUCUAGUUGCAACUUCCAUUUACCCAUUUUAUUAUCAUUCACAUUAUAUUUCUUUCCCCUUUUAUGGCCAUAACUCAAUGUAACAUCGUAGCAUAAUAGUUCUACUACUAUGACUACGUCGACUCAGGCCUGGGGGGCCGGCAUCAGGCACAAUGACGGAUCUUCACUUCUCCCUCUCCCUCAUCAGUGUGUUCAGUUCAUUGACAUUGGCCACGCUGCUGUCUUCUAGGAGCGGGUUGACCAUAGUCUUGGGAGGGCGCCCAGGGUAUCAUUCUCUACGGUCUUGAGAGUACCUUCGUCGCAGUUAAAUGCCAUGUACUCUGUCUUUUUAGUGUUUAGGUGAAGUCCAACUUUAUUGCAUUCAAUUUCCACUUUUGUCAGUAGCUGCUGUGCUUCCUCCAUCUGGUCAGAGAGCAGGACUAUGUCAUCUGCAAAAUCGAGAUCUGUGAGUGUAACUGGUCUGACCCUUUUGGUUCGCCCUGGUUUUAUAUGUCAUGUGUGACGCCAAGCAGAGCUACCGGACGGAUGAUGCUAAUGUGAGAGAUAACGGAAGACAAUGGAGAAACAGUCAAAAUGCUAAUAAGAGAGAAGAGAGAGAUUAAUGAGAAAGAAACACAAUUCAGAUAUUGACAGACCGUUUGCUUUGAACCUGAACUGUUUGAAGUUUCAUGGACAGGUGAUACCCCAGCAGGGGGAUAAAAAGGGCAGGUUUGCGAAGGCACGACACGCCACAAGACCGUGGAAAGAGCAGUGGGCCCCCACAAGUUGUGGGAGUUUGGAGGACCAGUUCGCAGGAAUCAGUCAGAGGCUCACAGGAUGUAAAGGUACGUUCGGUGGGAAACUGAGGUGUGUGUCUGCCCUUGCCUGGGUGCUGGGUUCACCGUGGAAGAACGAUUGUAUCCGGAAUAGAGGGGUCACAGUCAGUGACCACAGUGGGAUCAGAAGACAUCAAAAGGUAUGCCCGAAACCAACUGCAUCUCUCACUCUCUCACGCUCUCUCCAACGGUACAACAAAAAGCGAUUACUUCGAACUGCACUAAACUGAACAGAACUCUGCUUCACUUAAGACUGAUCAUUUUACCCCUAGACUGCGAUAGAGCUUGGUUGAUUGUUAAUACCCUAGUUCUGUGUAUACAUGUGUAUUAUCAUUGCUAUAAUGUUACAUUUAUAUCCUUGAGAUUACUGUACUGUAUUACUUAUUUCUUUAAUAAAACUUUAUUAGUUCCUAGUAAUCACAGACUCCAACGAGCGUUCCAUUUCUGCUGGCUUGGCAACCCAGUUAUGGGGUACAUAACACAAGGUAAAACCAAGCUUGUCAUAGCAGUAAGUGUAACAUAAUUAUAAUGCCAGCAAACCAGGUUCAAUACUGCUGCUGUCUGUAAGGAGUACGUACAUUCUCCCCGCGAUUGUGCGGGUUUCCUCUGUUUGCUCUGGUUUCCUCCCAUAAUUCAAUGACGUAGGGGCUAAUAAGUUAAUUGGUCACAUGAUAUAAUUGGAGAGCACGAGCUUAUUGGGCUUACAGUGCCUUUUACUGUGUCCUACAUCUAAUUGAAAAAAUAGAUCAUAGGUGUUUCUGAACAUAGACAAUGUCUCUAAUGUAACAAUUAAUGGCACUGUCUGUCAUGAAUAGCUCUAAUCUGAAAGAUUUGGGAAGGUUUAUGAAAUUAAUUUGUAAAUUAGACUCAUAGGAUUGUACAACACAGAAGCUCUCCAUGUCCAUUCUCACCACCCAGAAUCCAUUUCUCAUCAGAGGGCAAGUGCAGGUACAACACAUUUAUCACAACAAGAAAUGAUAAGUCUCUGAACACAGACUCAAUUCUCCGUCGCCUCAGUAAUAUGUCAUUCUGAAACUGGAAACAGCUUACAUUGUA